Amyelois transitella is the source of this 1662-nucleotide messenger RNA. RefSeq names its product heat shock 70 kDa protein 14 (gene Hsp70-14). Bases 183 to 1604 code for a protein of 473 amino acids. Gene Ontology annotation, molecular function: ATP-dependent protein folding chaperone; ATP binding. The transcript has a single exon. NCBI's taxonomy places the organism in Eukaryota, Metazoa, Arthropoda, Insecta, Lepidoptera, Pyralidae. Gene Ontology annotation, cellular component: cytosol; nucleus. Gene Ontology annotation, biological process: protein folding. The record is from RefSeq and is a predicted model, not a curated record.
AAGCGUAAUUCGUAACUUUGCAACCAAAACACACAAGACACAACUGGUUUUUAUAACCUCAACCAAAUGACUUUAGGUAAUUUUUUAAAGUUUUUUUCUUUAAGCGCUAAACAUUUACUAUAAAAGUGAUAAAUUCAGUACCCUAACAUUUUGUUUGCCACAAUAGAACAAAAUACGAAAAAAUGGCUUCUGCAUAUGGAAUUCAUUUGGGUAACAGCUCGGCCUGCCUGGCCGCCUACUCAAAUGGUGCUGCAUCUGUAAUAGCAAACGAUGCUGGUGAUAGAGUGACUCCAGCCAUUGUAGCUCUGAACGGUUCCGAAUGGGAAAUAGGCCUCGCCGCAAAAUCAGGGCAGGCGCUCUCCAAAGUGAUCAUAAAACAUAACAAAAGAUUGAUGAACUGUGACUGGAGUGAAGAAGAUUUCUCUUACGUCGAAGCGGCUUCAUCAUGCCGCAUCCAGAAUGAAGAAAAAUUAACAUACGAGUUCGAAACAAGUGAAACGACUCAGUACUCAAACCCUGAUAAUAUUGCCACUAAGAUUUAUGCAAAAUUAUUUACUAUAGCCAGUCAUUCCAUGAGUAACGAAAGUGAUUUAAAGUUGGUUAUGGCUGCUCCGUUGUAUUGGUCAAAUGAGAGUAGAGAUAGGUUAGUAAAAUGUGCUGAAAUAGCAGGAUUUGAUGUACUGCAAGUGAUAAGCGAGCCAGCAGCUGCCUUAUUGGCCUAUAAUGUUGAAGAAUCUGCUGAAGACAUAAAUGUGUUAAUAUAUAGGCUUGGUGGAUCUUCUUGUGAUGUUUCAAUUGCAAAGGUUUCUGGAGGAUUUAUCACAGUUGAAAAAAAUAUAUUUAGGUCUGAUCUCGGAGGUCAAUGUAUUACUAAAGAUUUAGCUGACUAUAUAGCUCAAGAAGUAAAACAAAAAUGGAAAUUAGACCCACAAGAGAGUCGCAGAGCCAUGCAGAAACUUUUACAUCAUGCGGACAAUUGUAAGCACAUACUUUCUACUCUCAGUUCUGCUCAUGUCUUUAUUGAAUCACUAAUGGAUGGUGUGGACUGGAGUCAAAAUAUUUCCCGAGCUAGGUUUGAAAACAUUCUGUCUGCAAAGUUAUCAGCAUAUAUUGAACCAGCUCAAACAAUCAUUGACAGCUUUGAAGGGAAAAUUCAUAAAAUUGUGUUGUGUGGUGGAAGUAUGAAGAUUCCUAAAUUGCAAUCUGCCAUUGGCAAUCUCUUGCCUGAAGCAGAAGUCCUCUCUGGUAUUAAUCCAGAUGAAGUUAUAGCAAUGGGGUGUGCCCGUGAAGCUGGGAUGUUGCUUGAUGUGCCCGAGUUUAACUUGCAUGAUUUGAAUACUGAAGUUGAGUUUUUAGGGAAGGAUAUCUACCUGAAAUAUUUGGAUCAAACAGUUCAGUUGUUCAAAGAGGGCACUCCUCCUUUUACACAAAAUGUAUGCAGUGUCGAGGCAACUAAUGAUGUGAAGGAUAUAAGUUUUACUUUACAUGAGCAUCCUGAAAGUGAGAAGUUUGCUGCGGAAACAUUUAAUAUUGAAAAUUUGAACAAGCCAUUUACUUUAAAAGCCACUUUACAGCCUUCAAAUGUUUUGUUGCAAGUAGAGUAAAUUACAAUAUAUUUAUAUUGUAAAUUAUUUUUUAAUAAUAACAGAUGUGAGUUCGAGA